AUGACGCCGAAUCCAGUUCCGCCGCUGCUGGCGGCGGCGCUCGUGCUCCGCUCCAGAGCCGAGUUCCAGAGCCUCCCUCACGUCGUUGACGCUAUGUCCCAAUUUCUCGACACUUCAGCGACCUCUUCACCGCUCGAAGCGGCCAAAUUGGGCUCUGGCAAGCUUCUGGGCCGCAUUUGGUACAGCAGCGACCAGUUCGUGAAUUCCGGGACUGAACCGACGGAGGAGACUUGGCUACGCAAGUUCCUCCGCACCGAUAAGCACUACCAGCAAUAUGUCUUUCUGUUUGGGUUGGAGAAGGCCGUUAAUUCUGAAAAUGUGGAGCUGGUCAAGUGGUUUUUGAGCAAGUUUCAGGGUCUCACGGUCUCGUCGGAGUUGGUGGCCCGAGCUUGUCUGGUUGGGUCCUUGGAGAUCUUGCAGCUCUUUACGCCAAUGACAACCGGACGCUGGAGCAGAAGGGGGUUUACGGACUGGGGAACAACACGCAGACUACAACCUCAACGCUGCACUGUAGCGCUGACAAUGGGGGAUAUUCUGAUCGCUGAGUGGCUGAUCUCGCAGAGGGCUGCGUGGCCUGAGCGUGACGAACAUGGAGAUGGAGGUAUCGCUGACGAGAUUGUGGCUCGGGGACGCGUGGACUUCCUGCAAUGGCUGGAAGAGAGGGGAAAGCUGGAUAAAGUUCCCGGGUGGAUUGUCAAGGCUGCGGAGAAUGGACACCUUGGCAUGGUGCGCUGGCUAAUUGAGCGCAGUCCUCCUAACGGAGGCAGCCAGGCUAGGACGGCUCUGUUAAAGUGCGAGGCUCAGCUGGCGAUUCACGGUGCCGCCGCCAAUGGACAUCUUGAAGCGGCAAAGUAUCUUCGAGAGUAUACAAAGCCGUACACCAGCCAUCUUCUCGUGGAUCAGCAACAGACUCCUGGGCUGCAGGAAUUGCAAGCGCAGCUCAGAGACGAGCUUGACGUAGAAAACGUGUCUGAUAGCACGAUGAGGACGGCCGCUUUGAACGGGUACCUGAAUGUGGUCAAGUGGCUGUACGCGGAGUACGGCGUGGACAUCUUCGUGAAAAAUUACCGCCAUGAACGCAGCCGCGCCCCACGGACAUCUCGAGAUUGUUAA
Messenger RNA from Phytophthora sojae, 1113 nucleotides. RefSeq lists its product as hypothetical. The transcript has 3 exons. The coding region runs from base 1 to 1113 and encodes 370 amino acids. Gene Ontology annotation, molecular function: protein binding. The record is from RefSeq and is a predicted model, not a curated record. NCBI's taxonomy places the organism in Eukaryota, Oomycota, Peronosporomycetes, Peronosporales, Peronosporaceae.